This is a messenger RNA of Sceloporus undulatus (fence lizard), 3864 nucleotides long. It is a transcript of the gene NAGLU, whose product is annotated as N-acetyl-alpha-glucosaminidase. The record is from RefSeq and is a predicted model, not a curated record. The transcript has 6 exons. Bases 51 to 2318 code for a protein of 755 amino acids. Lineage: Eukaryota; Metazoa; Chordata; Lepidosauria; Squamata; Phrynosomatidae.
CAGAGAGAGGGAAGUCCCUGUAGAACGUUGGUCUCCCCGGAGGGGGGCUCAUGAUGGCGCUAGCGGGGCUCCUGCUCCUUUCGGUGGCUGUAGCCGCCUCCUCGGGUCCUUCCUGGGAGCCUGUGUCCCGCUUGCGUCCGGCGGCGGAGAACCGGCGUCAGGAAGGAGCGGUGCGGGAGCUGCUGGAGCGCCUGCUGGGCCCGCGGGCUGCCUCCGCCUUCUCGGUGUCGGUCAACCGGUCCUUGGCCGGGCCUGGAGGGCUGGACACUUACCGGCUGAGCUCCGGAGGGAGGCCGGGGAUGGUCGAGGUCGACGGCUCCAGCGGAGUGGCCGCCGCCGCGGGGGUCUACCGGUACCUGAAGGACUUCUGCGGAUGCCACGUUUCCUGGUCAGGGAGCCAGCUCCGGCUGCCGGAGAGACUGCCUCCGGUUCCCGCAGAGAUCGUCGUCACCAGCCCCAACAGGUUCCGCUUCUAUCAGAAUGUCUGCACCCAGAGUUAUUCAUAUGUGUGGUGGAAUUGGGACCGCUGGGAACGGGAGAUUGACUGGAUGGCACUCCAUGGCAUCAACAUGGCAUUGGCAUUCACUGGGCAGGAAGCCAUCUGGCAGCGGGUGUAUUUGUCUCUGGGUCUGAAUCAGUCAGAAAUUGAUGAGUAUUUCACUGGCCCUGCUUUUCUGGCUUGGAACCGGAUGGGAAACCUGCACACUUGGGCAGGGCCUCUGCCUCUCUCGUGGCAUCUAAAACAACUCUACCUGCAGUACAGGAUCCUGGAGAGAAUGCGGACGUUGGGAAUGUUGACAGUACUGCCAGCCUUCUCUGGGCACAUUCCCCGUGGCAUUUUAAGAGUUUUCCCACGGAUCAAUGUCACGCGGCUGGGGAGUUGGAGUCACUUUGACUGCACUUUCUCCUGUGCAUAUCUUUUAUCACCUGAAGAUCCCAUGUUCCAGGUCAUUGGGACUCUCUUCUUAAAGGAACUGAUCAAGGAGUUUGGUACAGAUCAUGUGUAUAGUGCUGACACUUUCAACGAGAUGCGUCCACUCUCCUCAGAUCCUGACUACCUCUCCAAGGUCAGCGCAGCUGUCUUCCGCUCCAUGACAGGAGCUGAUCCCAGUGCCUUGUGGCUUAUGCAAGGGUGGCUUUUCCAACACCAGCCUGAUUUCUGGCAGCCAGCACAAGUCCGAGCCCUCCUGCAGGGUGUGCCUCUUGGAAGGAUGGUGGUGCUGGACCUCUUUGCUGAAUCUAAGCCUGUCUAUUCAUGGACAGAGUCCUUCUAUGGGCAGCCCUUCAUUUGGUGCAUGCUUCACAACUUUGGUGGGAACCAUGGCCUUUUUGGUACAGUGGAUAGCAUCAACCAAGGUCCUUUCAGGGCCAGAGCUUUUCUCAACUCUACCAUGGUGGGCAUUGGCCUAACCCCGGAAGGCAUUGAACAGAACGAUGUGAUAUAUGAGCUGAUGACAGACCUGGGUUGGUGUAAGGAGCCAGUGAAUCUUCAGCAGUGGGUGGCUGCAUAUGCCAUGCAGCGCUAUGGCACCACAAAUGCGCAGGCAACAGAGGCCUGGCAGAGGCUGCUGCACAGUGUCUACAAUUGCUCGGGUAUUUGUGUCAACCACAACCACAGCCCACUAGUACACCGUCCUUCUCUGCGGAUGAACAUGGAACUAUGGUACAACCAGAGUGAGGUCUAUGAAGCUUGGCGGCUACUGCUGAGUUCAGCCAAAGAGCUUGGCACAAGCAGCACCUUUGCCUACGACUUGGUGGAUGUAACACGCCAAGCCAUGCAGCAGCUGGUGAGUGACUAUUACCAGGACAUCAAACAAGCUUUCCAGAGUCACUCACUAUCUCGCCUCCUGACAACUGGUGGUGUGUUGGUCUAUGACCUCCUUCCAGAAUUGGACAAUCUCCUGUCCAGUGACCAGCGCUUUUUGCUAGGCCACUGGCUGGAGGCUGCCCGUGCGAUUGCCACCAGUGACAGAGAGGCAGAGCUGUAUGACCUCAACGCACGCAACCAGCUGACCCUCUGGGGGCCCAGUGGCAACAUCUUGGACUAUGCCAAUAAACAGUUUGGAGGCUUGGUGCUGGACUAUUAUGGGGUACGCUGGAGCCUCUUUGUUUCCACCUUGGUGGAAUGCCUCAACACUGGGACACCUUUUCACCAAAACCAGUUCAACCAAGCCGUCUUCCAGGUGGAGAGGGGAUUUAUCUACAACGGGAAACGGUAUCCAGCCAAGGCCACUGGUAACACACUGGAGAUAGUUGCAAAGAUAUUUCUCAAGUAUUACCCUUCUGCCAGGAAGCGUGGCCAUUGGAGAUCCAUGUGACAGAGACUUCCUGUGGAGAGAAACUCUUAUUAGCUAUUUGGACCAUUGAUCCUACUACUGGACUGGUCUUGUCUUGGUGCUGUGAUCCAGGCCUGAUACUACCCAGCUUGUCACAGCACUUUCUUGCAUGCGUAUUUAAGUGUCCCCCAUUGCACUGGGGGGGGGGGCAAGAGGACGAGAUGCUAAUUGUUAGAAAGACUUCAGGAGUAAAGCUUAACUGAAAAUAUAGCUCUACCUCCUGGAAGCUUUGCAACCUAGCUUAUUAUUGUGAUUAGUGAACGUGCUCAGGAACUCAACACCUGCUCUUAAGAAUCAGUGGUCUUCAUGAUUCAACUGCUCCAGAGCUGGCUCAAAUUGAGCUCAGAAAUGUAUGAGGAGGAGGUGGGAGUCUGCUGCUUUAGAGCUGGAAGGUUAUCGGUGCUUUCUCAUCCAUCUCAUUUCCUAAUAUCAUCAGCAUCCCAGCUUGGCCUUCCUCUUUCCCCACAAGUUCAUCAUCCUAUGCAAUCAAGCCGAGUAAAAGUUCUAUUCCACUCCCGCAGCCCUAAGAGAGGACUUUUGUAAGUAAGCCAAGCAGCAUUCAAGCAUUUGAAAGCCUAUGGAGGGCAACUGACAGUCCUCCCGAUGUAGUUUAACUGAACUCCUCUUCCUCUUUACAGUUGCCUGGAGCUGAUGGGAAUCAUAGUCCAACGGGCUAUGGAGGGCCAUAGAUUCCCCACACCUGAGCUACUAGGUCAUGUGGAAGCUUGAGACCAAAAAAAAGGGCUAGACAGUUUCUUCUCCUUGCAAGGAGAAAGACUGAAGAGAUACCAAAUUGAUUGCAGUGGUUGUUACAGGAUUCAUUGGCUGGUCUGAGGGAUAAUUUUGAGAGUUUUAGGCAUGAAUUCAUUGUGCAGGACUCCCUUUUCUGACAGGAUAGCCUUCCAAGAGGAGAAAAAAUGUUUGGAGUUGGGAGGAACGUGCUCAAAUAACAUCAUCCUCUGAAGAUGGCACUAUGGCCAACUUGAAAUGGAGUUUGGGGUCUUCCACCCAGCACUGGAGUAUUCCCUCCCUCAGAUCCUCUAGGGCUUCCUAGUUGGAAAGACUGAACAGGGAGCGAGGAAGCUGUGGUAGUAAUGGGAGACCAGCCUCUUCCCAAUGGGCUUUGUGGAAGAGAGGUGAAAAACCAGAUUUCCAAAGUGCACUCAUACCCCUUCAGGGUUCUUAGUACAAAAAAGAAAUGCAAAGAAACUAUAAUACCAACUUUUUUUAUUCUUAUUAUUUUAUGAAAGGAGAGUUUCUUCAAUCUGACUGUCUUUUAACUUUUAAGUGCCUUGUGGUCCUUAAAUGACAAAUGGGCAAGUUUACAUAUGUGUGUAUAUAUUUUGUUCACACAAAAAUGUCUGAUCCUUGUAAUUAUUUUUGAUUUAAUAUUUGUAUAAAUAUAUUCUCUUCUGUGGUAAAAGAGAAGCCUAUUGAGUGUUUCUUGUACUUCACACUUUCUUCUUUCUUUCUGAUAGCCUUGGCUGAAGAGCACGGUAUAAAUAAAUAAGUAUUAUUAUUAUUAUUA